AUGAGAAGUCGCGAUGCUCGGAGCAAGCCGGACAUCACCGCCACAGAAGGCCCGGGCAAAGACUCACAACCGGCGAAACGAAGAUCUCACCUCCACAUCAUCGCAACAUGCUUCCUGAUAUUAUGCAUCGCCGGAGUCUUGGUUACGCUGCUGCAAUGGACAACCGCGGACCAUCUUGUAUUUUCAUUUGGCAAGACUUCCACUCCAUCAACGGACAACAUCCACCCGUCUCGACUACACCCACAGGAUCACAUCUCCCGCCGAGCAACAACCAUCCGACAGAAAUGGAAAGUCACCUCCGGCGACCUACGCCCAGACGGCGUUCUGAAGCGUGUCUACCUCAUCAACGACGCCUUCCCUGGCCCAACACUAGAAUGUCGCUGUGGUGACCGGCUGAUCAUCGAAGUCGAAAAUGCCCUCGACGAUGAAGGCCUAUCGUUCCACUGGCACGGCCUGUCAAUGCGAGGGGCCAACGAAAUGGACGGAGCAGUGGGCAUUACCAACGACCCGAUACCCGUCAACGGAUCCUUCAUCUACGAUUUUAGAGUGGAAGACGGCCAAAGCGGGACAUUCUGGUAUCAUUCUCACAACCAUCUACAACGAGCCGAAGGCUUGUAUGGAGGCUUGAUUGUGCACAAACCCAAGCCAUGGUGGGAGAGCAGAGACGAAGCCGCAGAGCAUCUGGUCAUGCUUGGAGACUGGUACCAUCGCACAGCCGGCGAGGCGUUGAAGUUCUUUUCGCAUCCGGGCGCUUUUGGGAAUGAGGCUGUUCCGGAUAGCAUUCUUGUCAACGGACAUGGAGCUUACAACUGCUCUGAUGCUGUUGCUGCGAGGCCUGUCGACUGUCUCGACUACACAUCCGAUGAGCGCCUGGCGUUGGAGCUCGACUCGAAGAAGCGAAACAUCUUGCGCGUGGUCAAUGUUGGCUCGUACGCUGGAGCUGGAAUAUCUUCUUCUCAUUUCCACUUCACACCGAUCGGAGUCGAUGGCGGGAAUCGAGUGGAGGAAUUAACAGCCAAAAGCAUGCAGUUCUUGCAACCGGGCGAGCGAGUCGAUGUGCAGAUUGAGUCAAGUGGACAACGCACCGCAGGCCCAUCAAGUCUGGAGGUAUUCCUGGAAACGGCCCCAUUCAAAUAUCCCAACUCUGCUUUGACGCCUUUGCAUACAUUUGCAAUAGCAGGCACACCACCCGCCUCCAAAGCGCAAGCACAAGCACAAGACAGCGUCGACUUGCAAGCGCUGCGCGCAGCAGCACCUCAUGCCGAAAGACUGCCCUCUCAAGCCGAUCACACCAUAGUCUUGUACGCCAUUACACAAAGACUCGCCCAUCUGAACAACCAGCCCCUAGGUUUCAUCAACUCCACUACCUGGCAACCCCAAGCCUCACCACCCAAACCUCUCGUCUUCUUAGGCCGACCGCAAUGGGACAAACACCAACUCGUCCCGCACAUCCCCUACAAACCUUCCAAGCCCCUGUGGAUCGAUAUCGUCCUCAACAAUCUGGACGAAGAAGGCCAUCCCUUUCACUUGCACGGUCACGAUUUCUGGGUUCUAUCUACAUAUUCAUCGACGUUUAAUUGGGGGAGUUAUAAUCCCUACACUAACACAGAGCCACCAGGAGGGAAGUACAAUCUCGUGAAUCCAGUGAAGAAAGACACUGUGCAUGUCCCGAGACGGGGGUACGCCGUACUUCGACUGCGCGCAGACAAUCCGGGGAUCUGGAUGUUCCAUUGCCACGUAAUGUGGCAUCAAGCAGCAGGGAUGAGCAUGGCCUUUGACAUCAGCCCAGAUAAAUAG
This is a messenger RNA of Neohortaea acidophila, 1797 nucleotides long. RefSeq names its product putative laccase. The record is from RefSeq and is a predicted model, not a curated record. The transcript has a single exon. The coding region runs from base 1 to 1797 and encodes 598 amino acids. Lineage: Eukaryota; Fungi; Ascomycota; Dothideomycetes; Mycosphaerellales; Teratosphaeriaceae. Gene Ontology annotation, molecular function: copper ion binding; oxidoreductase activity.